Messenger RNA from Aspergillus campestris IBT 28561, 1615 nucleotides. Its product is annotated as MFS general substrate transporter. Lineage: Eukaryota; Fungi; Ascomycota; Eurotiomycetes; Eurotiales; Aspergillaceae. Gene Ontology annotation, biological process: transmembrane transport. The coding region runs from base 1 to 1599 and encodes 532 amino acids. The record is from RefSeq and is a predicted model, not a curated record. The transcript is spliced from 9 exons. Gene Ontology annotation, molecular function: transmembrane transporter activity.
AUGUCCGAGAAACCCAGUUCUGAUCCCGAAAAUGGCCAAGGCAAUGAUCUAAAGAACCAUAUCGAGCCCGUUGUAUCCUUGAAAACAUGGGUAGUGGCUUGUAUCCUAUCCUGUGGAUAUGGGCUCUCCUUCUGGCCAGUUCCGGUGAUGUCGGCCAUCGGCGGUACUGUCUCGGCUGAUUUGGGAGACCCCGGAGGAUACAUGUGGUAUAUACCGCUGACAGUACUGGAGAUAUGUACCAUAGGCCACAUUGUAGUGGCUUCAGCAAAAACCAGCAACCAGAUCACUGCUGGAUUUGCAAUUGCUGGCUUCGGGGGUGCUAAUUGUCAGAUGGCCGCAUUCGCCUUGCCUGAGCUGCUUCCCAACAAGUGGCGUCAUAUCGGUGUUGUCAUUGCAGACUUCACUGUCUACAUUGCUGUCAUUCUGGGCCCUGUAACAGCACGGUUUGGGCAGGAGUAUGGGACAUGGGAGUGGAAUUUCUGGAGUGUGGCCAUCUUCCAGGGACUGUCCUUCUUUGGCCUUCUGUUCUUGUACUUUCCUCCAGCACGGCCAUCUGGGGUUCCUCGUCGGGAAGCUUUCAAGUCCUUGGACUAUUUUGGCGGAUUCCUAUUCAUGGGUGGCGCAAUUCCAGUACUGCUAGGUAUUGUCUGGGCUGGCGUCUAUCCCUCCACCGAUCCCCACGUUGUUGCAACACUCGUGAUCGGAUUUUUUGUUUUGGUUUGCUUCGCUGUCUGGGAGACAUUCGGCCCUGUGAAAUUCCCACUCACCCCCAGCUAUAUUUUUGCAAGCUCCUGGGGUCGGGAUUUCACUGCCCCGGCCAUUGCCCUAGGGGUGGUAAACAUGUUCUAUUACUCCUCCAGCAUCUUGUGGCCGCAGAUGACCACAGUUCUUUAUACCAACGGCGGCACUGACUGGCGUUACGCGAUCGUCUUGACGCUACCACAAGGCCUCGCGAUCGCCUUUGGUGCGUUCUUACUCUCUACCUUGGGGAGCAAGAUCCGGCACUGGCAGUGGCAGCUCACUGGAGCGGUGUUUAUCAUGGUCCUGUUCGGUUCUCUCCUGGGCCUCGCUACGCCGACCAAUAAGGGGACCAUGAUUGCGUUUCUCUUCCUCUCCCAGGUAGGGUUCGGCUGGGGGAUAUAUCUCAGUAUUGCCAUCACUCAGAUGGGCGUGGAUCAGAAGAAUUUGGGAGUGAGCGGUGGCGUCUCUGGCGCGAUUCGCUAUGCAGCUGGUGCCGUGGCCACCACCAUUUAUAACACCGUCUUCACCACCACCCUAACCAAAUGGACCGCGAGACUGGUGCCCAAAGCUGUCAUCGCCGCUGGUCUCCCUGAGUCCAAAGUUAUUGACGUCAUCGCGGCAAUGCAAUCGAGUGAAUUUGCCAAUUCAUUCAGCCCGGACGUUGUCGCAGCGGCUACCUUGGCUUCAAAGGAAGCCACCUGCAAAGCUGUCUUUGUUGUCGCGAUGGUUUCGAUGGCGUUUGGGAUCGUUGGGAUCUUUGCGUGCCUGUGUUGCAAAGACGUUAAUCACAAGAUGACGAACCAGAUCGAGGUCUACCUUACCAACACGGACCAGGCGGAUCGAAACAAGUAUAAAUAAGAGCAUGACUUGUCUC